Molecule: messenger RNA, 375 nt
Organism: Candida albicans SC5314
Lineage: Eukaryota; Fungi; Ascomycota; Pichiomycetes; Serinales; Debaryomycetaceae
Product: type 1 protein phosphatase-activating protein
Exons: 1
Coding region: 1-375 (124 amino acids)
Cellular component (GO): nucleus
Molecular function (GO): protein serine/threonine phosphatase inhibitor activity; protein phosphatase 1 binding
Source: RefSeq, a predicted model, not a curated record
AUGUCUCAACAAAGAGAAAACCAAAGAGGAAUAGUUUCACAAACAACUACAACGACUGCCUCGCCUAUUUUAAAGCUACGAGCUCAAGAAAGACAAGCUCGUGACGUCUCUUGGGAUGCAAACGUCGUUGAUAAUGAACAUCUAAAUAAGAAAAAGACAAAAAUAUGCUGUAUAUUUCAUCCAUCAGAUCGGAACUGUGAUGAAGAAGAUAGUUCAAGUUCCAGUGACUCGUCUAGUGAUUCUUCAGAUAAUGAAGAGGAUGAUAAAAACACGAAGAUAGCCCCGAAAUCUAACAAUAAUAAAAAAAAGUCAAAACCUAAUGCGUACGAAGUUCAGCCCCAUUACAAAAACCAAUCAAAGGUGCCCGGAAAAUGA